Molecule: messenger RNA, 1082 nt
Organism: Thermothielavioides terrestris NRRL 8126
Lineage: Eukaryota; Fungi; Ascomycota; Sordariomycetes; Sordariales; Chaetomiaceae
Exons: 1
Coding region: 121-558 (145 amino acids)
Source: RefSeq, a predicted model, not a curated record
CGCAACAUUCAGCACUUGCAUCACAACAUCCAAGCCAACUCGACAACAUCACAAAACCCAACAAGCAAAAGUCAACCCCACCAGUCAGCUUGCACCGGCAACCUCCAAUCCACAUUCAAAAUGAAGUACAUCACCGCCGCCCUCGCCCUGGCCGCCUCGGUCCUCGCCGCUCCCGCCGAGAAGCGCGACACCUGCCAGUUCGGCACGUACCGGUGCACGACGCCUAACACGGGCAUCGAGAUCUGCGACAUCCAGGGCAACUGGGAGCUGGUCGGGCCCUGCCCGGACGGCACGUCCUGCAACGACCUGCCGCAGAACGGGUUCGACCUGCCCUUCUGCACCGCCAACACCACCGCCACCAACACCGUCAAGGCCCGCAACGGCCGCGGCCCGAGCCCCGGCGACAAGUGCGACACGCCCGGCAAGUAUCAGUGCUUCGGCGCCUACGCGAUCCAGGUCUGCGACACGCAGAACAAGCUCGAGUUCGUCGGCAACUGCCCCGAGAAGUCGCACUGCGACUACAUCAACAACAUUCCCUACUGCGUGGCCAGCGUCUGAGCGGCGUUCUGGAUUGGGUUUGGGGGAUCUGGAUGAAUGACCUGCAUAUGACUGUUCUGGGACCGCAUGGGAUGGAAGGAGCAUAGAUUGUUUGGUUCUUUUCUUGUCACUCCUUUUGGGCAUAGCGGGUUCAUUUGUAAUCUUGGCUUUGGCGUCCACGACAGAUUAAUGACGGUCAAUAUGAGCUUGGAUUAGGUCCAACUUUUGAGUUCAAAGUACCUUCGCAUCCAUGGAUAAACUCCUUUGCGUCUCGCAUAAGUCCGGGGCAUUGAGAUGUCUUGAUGGCGUGCCCAGCCCCCCAUUAGGGCAUCAGCUUCUUAAAACGAAGCUUCGAUAACGAUCUUUUAAAUGUGCACGAUGUACACGGAGCUAGCCACGAAGGAGCGCUUUGCUUCAUUUAUCGGACUUUUUCUUCCAAUAUUUAUUUCACUAUCUUCAUGUCUUCAUGGAGAGAUUUGGCCGCAGCACCUGGCCAUGACUUGGCAUCAAGCUUGUGUCGGAGGCCCAAGAGCCACGAUGCCACG